Molecule: messenger RNA, 1182 nt
Organism: Scophthalmus maximus (turbot)
Lineage: Eukaryota; Metazoa; Chordata; Actinopteri; Pleuronectiformes; Scophthalmidae
Product: cytochrome b5 domain-containing protein 1
Exons: 5
Coding region: 372-1040 (222 amino acids)
Source: RefSeq, a predicted model, not a curated record
GCGCCUUUGCUCCUUUCAUCGUUGCAUCAGUGGCGAUGACGUCACAUUUGCGUCAUAGUGAACUGUUUUGAUUGGUGGUCACAUCAUAUGUUAUUCUACACAAAAAGAAUUCAGCGUGUUUUUCUCCUUCCACAUGUUUCAUCCUCCACAGGACGUCCCGGCUGCGUGUUCAUCUGUCGUCAUAACAGUCCCCGUGACGUUGACCGUCCUCCACUUCAACUACCCGUCCUCCACUUCUCCUGCGACUCCUUCAGCCUGUUCGGCCUCAGCACGAUCCUGGUUCAUGAGAAACCUCCACACAUUGAACCAGCCCCGCCCCCCUCCCUCUCCUUCCCCGUUGCCAUAGUGAGGCGCCAACACGGGACCGUGUGAUGCCGGUUCCCCUCGCGUCCGGGAUGAGGCCGCGGUUCUUCACUCCGGCGGAGGUCGCGGCUCACAACACCGCCGACGACCUGUGGGUCUCGUUCCUGGGCAAAGUGUGUGACCUGAGCCCGCUGAUGACCCGCUACAGAGGCGACAUUCUGCUACUACCCAUCAUGGAGUUCGCAGGAAAAGACAUCGGCAGCUGGUUCGACCCUGAAACCAAAGACAUCCUGAAACACGUGGAUCCACUGACUAACUGUGUGCGGUACUACACCCCCAGGGGGCGCUUCGUGCACGUGCCCCCCGGCGGGCCCUGCUCCGACUGGGACAGUGACACCGGCCAGCCCUGGUGGAGGGAUCCGGGCUACGAGGUGGGACUGCUCACGGCCAAGGCCCGGUGGAUACGAGUCGUCAACACGCUGACGUCGCAGGAGCAGCAGCUGGAGGUGUGUUCAGAGGAGACGCUGGCUGAGAUCCUCCAGCGCUACCUGCGCUACAACGGCCACGCCCACAGCUACACCUGGAAACACAACGGAGCGAUUCUGGACAUGAGCAGGACGCUCGUCCAGAACAACGUCCCCGACAACGACCGCGAGCUGGAGCAGCUGCGACUGGACCGGGACCUCUACGUCCCCUCCAUCCUGCUGCACUUCAACGACGACCUCACCGAGGCGUGACCUCUGACAUCAUCGAGGUCACUGACGACAGGACGACACAAGAGCGUCGCCGGCAACGUAAACACAGGAAACAGGAAACUCAUGUGUAACUGAGAGAUGAUUCAAUUAUUACAUUUUAAUAAAGAGAAGCGUCUGGAUUUUA